Molecule: messenger RNA, 991 nt
Organism: Carica papaya (papaya)
Lineage: Eukaryota; Viridiplantae; Streptophyta; Magnoliopsida; Brassicales; Caricaceae
Source: RefSeq, a predicted model, not a curated record
UCUCACUCCUAAGCCCACUCCCACCAAGAAUUCCCCCAAUUACAAUCCCGAUUCUCAUGGACUUCACCGGACCCUCCCCUUCCCGCUUCCAUCGCAACCAUCGCGGAAUUCCCUCCUCUGACCGUUUCCUCGCCGCCUACCCCCACGCGCCGUCAUCAUCCGACAAUCCCUCCUCCUCUUCCUCCGUUGCCGACGACGAGCUCAACGAAGACGAUAUCUUCACCACCGAUUUCUCUCACCACCACCAUCAAACGUCCACUCCCUCCUCCUCCUCCCCCUCCACCCCGCGCCUCCAUGACUAUAACCAUAAUAACAACAAGAAGAACACCUUCCAGAGAUCCGAGCUUUCUGGAAUACUCGCCGCGCUUCCCGAGACCGCUAACAGCAACCGGCCUAGCAAUUAUUUCUACCACAAGGCCUCGCUUUCCAACUCUGCUUCCUCCUCCUCCUCCGCCUCUUCCUCUUCCCGUAUGAUUCCCUCCGUUCCCAAACCCCCGCAGGAGAGGAUUCCUAUCCCUUCAUCCUCUCCUUUUGUCGGAGGGAAGUACCAUCAGUCUGCUCCAGUGAACGUGCCGGUCCUCUCGCGGGCGAUGAGGAGACACAGGGAUUUCGACGAAGUCGACGUGGGUGAGGACGUUGGGGAGGAAGGAGAGAUGUUGCCACCUCACGAGAUUGUGGCGAGGGACUCGGCGCAAACUCCGAUUCUCGCCUGCUCUGUGCUUGAAGGAGUUGGUCGGACGUUGAAAGGGAGGGAUCUGAGGCAGGUAAGAAAUGCUAUUUGGAGAAGAACCGGUUUUCUUGAUUGAUUCACCGACGCUUUAGCCAUUUUUUUUUUUUUUUCUUUAUUACAAAAUUUUGGAUCAAUUAUUGUAGUGGAUUGGUGAAGAUUCUUUUUUGAGUUAAUGUUAUUUACUGAUUCAGAUAUGUAAUUUUUUUUAUUUAAUUAUCAAGUUAUUUAUAUUUCUGAGGAAAGACUGUGUGUAUGUUGAUA